AUGUACAGAUUUCAUACCCAAAGGGCAAAAGCGGCUGCUGGACAUAUGUGGACUUCAAAUCUCUGCAAGAUCAGAAAAUCUCUUAAAAAUGUUUACCAAAAACGUAAGAUCCAGCGCCCAGAUUCAACUAGAUAUCCAACAAUGACUUCCUGUGGUGGUGAUCAACAUGAUGUCAGUUUGGAUGAAGAAAUGAACCUUACAGUAAUGCUGCAAGAAAUUAAAAUUUCCCAAAUUGAACUCCUCGGCCAAAUGACUGAUAUUGUCAGUGCAGUAUCAAAAAUCCAGGAAAAGAUUGACCAUUAUCAGAAGCAGAUGGAGGUCCUAGAAACCAGGAUGACUGUUAAUGAAGACAAACAAGACACAGCCACCAAAGAUAUCCUCUCUAUGAAAAAAGACAUUGAUGCUUUAAAGAAGAAGGUUUCUGAGCUGGAAAACCAGAGUUCUUGCCCCAGCAUACAUUGUUUAGAAGUCCUGAAGGGAGAAAGAGGUAAAGAAAUCAUAGAAUUGCUUCAUAAUUACAUACAAUCAGAAACUUCAAAGAACAUGUCAGCGUCCAAAGAUUCUGAAAUCUCUCCAGAACCAGAGAAAAUGCCCAGUUAUCCAGAGCCCACUGGUCAUCUUGAGGAAAAACCAGUUUCUCCUCAAAUUGAAACUCUGAAGGAAAGUAACAUAAAACCGGCAUCAAGAAGAUUAAAAAAGGCAAGGUCAAAUAUUUAUAUUUACCCAGACUUUGGUACAUGGAUCAAGCUAACUUUUGUUCAUGGAGGAAAGUGGGGGUUUUUCCUUAGUGCUACCAAGUUAGAAGAGUUCAUCCAGUGGCUUCUUUCUAGGCCAGUCAUCUUUCCUGAGGAACCACAGAUCAUUCCCAAGAGAGACUGUUCACUCACUGGACCAAUUACAAGCUUGACCACAAUCUGUCUCUCUGUUUUCAACUACAUUUACUGCCUUUUUGGUUCCUCAAAAGAGGAAGUAACUCGACUAUAG
Molecule: messenger RNA, 984 nt
Organism: Marmota flaviventris (yellow-bellied marmot)
Lineage: Eukaryota; Metazoa; Chordata; Mammalia; Rodentia; Sciuridae
Gene: Ccdc54
Product: coiled-coil domain containing 54
Source: RefSeq, a predicted model, not a curated record